UCAUCGUUAUGAGAAUAAUUUCUUUUCAAAUUCGGCCCCUGAGUUGAGGCGCUCUUGGUGGUAAAAAAGGUCAUGAUAAAACAUCCCUUGCGCCUAGCCCCCCCACCCGCACCCGGGGUCGUUGGGUCCUCCGACUGGAUCCGCUGGGCCCCCCGGCCCCCUCUCUCCUCCCACCUUUGCUAACCCCCCCAGACGGUACCACCCCAGAAACCACCCAGAACUUGCCCAAGACAAGUUUCAUCUUGGUCAAACCAAACCACAAGCUGGUUCCUCUAACUGCCUCAGGGGCCACCUCGAUCAGAGGCCAAUAAAUACGGCCCAGCCUCCCCAAACGGUCAUCUAGGAGACGCUCUCUUCCGGAGAAAGGCCGCUCAACCUCCUUGUCCACCCUCGCCCCCGGACCCCGCCCGAGCCCGAGGUUCCCGGUCCGGGCAACCGCUCCCUUCUGCUGUCUCGGGGACCACAGGCAUCGAGCAGCCAACAGCAGAGAUGCAGAUCCUCCGGGCCCUGCCCCUGGCCACCCUUCUCGCUCUGAGCCUCCUGAGUUUUGGAUGUGAUUCCGCUUUGCCCAUCGAUGAAGGCGUUCUUUUCAGGAUCAUUGAAAAUCUGCGUUGCUUUCAGCCAUGCGAUCGAAGGGGGCCAGUGCAGUACGCCGUCGGCAUCAGACUGGGAGAGGCCGUCUGCACCGGGUCCAAACAGAUGAACCUGUCAACUCAGUUGCCUCAAAUGAAGAAACAACUUCAUGAUCUAGGGGGGCUCUACAAUGGGGAGAGUCUGGUAGCUGCUAGAGUCCAGGGAAAUAUAGGGGAAUACAGGGUCCAUGCAGAAUGGCGCCUGUUGUCUCAUGCCAACAAUAACAGGAGUUGGGUGCAGCAGCUCUUGUCAAGAAACAACAAUGAGAGAUGCCUGAUCUUCUACACUUUCCGAUCGCCCUGCAAGAGCCGUUGUCUUAACGAAACACACAACUCUAACAUCAUUAAUAGCGUUAGGGAAGUGUUUAAUCUAGUCCAGAGAGGGGCCUUUGUGUUUGAUAGAGUCUACGAAGAAGUCACCAAUACUACGCAGAGAGAUGAGCUGGUGAGGGCCUGGAGCAACCUCGGCAACAUCCCCACGUAUCACUGCUAUACCAAAAGCUGCGUCUACUGCAGCAGGGAUCAAAAUACCUGGAACCGGUGUACGCAAGAUAAUUAGCCACCGGCCUCGUGGACAGAGUACGGGGCCGGGCGUCGGAAGGACCCGGAUUCCGAUCCCUUCUCUGCCGCUUGCCCGCCGUGUGAGCUUGC
This is a messenger RNA of Ornithorhynchus anatinus (platypus), 1283 nucleotides long. RefSeq lists its product as uncharacterized. NCBI's taxonomy places the organism in Eukaryota, Metazoa, Chordata, Mammalia, Monotremata, Ornithorhynchidae. The record is from RefSeq and is a predicted model, not a curated record. The transcript has 3 exons. Bases 490 to 1191 code for a protein of 233 amino acids.